AUGAUGGAAAGGCUGUUCAAACACGACACAGGUACGCAACGGCAGUCCGUGAAGUUACGCUACGGUUGUUCUGGAAGCUACGUUACGGCGGUUCGGGAAGCUACGCAACUGCGGUUCGGGAAGCUACGGUACGGCGGUUUGGGAAGCUACGCAACUGCGGUUCGGGAAGCUACGCCACUGCGGUUCGGAAAGCUACGCCACUGCCGUCCGGGAAGCUACGUUACGACGACUCAGGAAACUACGCAACAGCGGUCCGGGAAGCUACGCUACUGCGGUCCGGGAAUCUACAGUACGGCGGUUUGGGAAGCUACGCAACUGCGGUCCGGAAAUCUACAGUACGGCGGUUUGGGAAGCUACGCAACUGCGGUUCGGGAAGCUACGCAACUGCGGUCCGGGAAGCUACGUUACGGCGGUUCGGGAAGCAACGCAACUGCGGUCCGGGAAGCUACGCAACUGCGAUCCGUGAAGCUACGUUACGACGACUCAGGAAGCUACGCAACUGCGGUCCGGGAAGCUACGCAACUGCGUUCCGGGAAGCUACAGUACGGCGGUUUGGGAAGCUACGCAACUGCGGUUCGGGAAGCUACGCAACUGCGGUCCGGGAAGCUACGGUACGACGACUCAGGAAGCUACGCCACUGCGAUCCGGGAAGCUACGCAAAAUGCGAUCCGUGAAGCUACGUUACGACGACUCAGGAAGCUACGCAACUGCGGUCCGGGAAGCUACGCCACUGCGGUCCGGGAAGCUACAGUGCGGCGGUUUGGGAAGCUACGCCACUGCGGUUCGGGAAGCUACGCCACUGCGGUCCGGAAACCUACGGUACGACGACUCAGGAAGCUACGCAACUGCGGCGCGGGAAGCUACGCAACUGCGGUCCGGGAAGCUACGUUACGGCGGUUCGGGAAGCUACGCUACUGCGGUCCGGGAAGCUACGCAACUGCGAUCCCUGAAGCUACGUUACGACGACUCAGGAAGCUACGCCACUGCGGUCCGGGAAGCUACAGUACGGCGGUUUGGGAAGCUACGCAACUGCGGUCCGGGAAGCUACGCAACUGCGGUCCGGGAAUCUACAGUACGGUGGUUUGGGAAACUACGCAACUGCGGUUCGGGAAGCUACGCCACUGCGGUCCGGGAAGCUACGGUACGAUGACUCAGGAAGCUACGCAACUGCGGUUCGGGAAGCUACGUUACGACGACUCAGGAAGCUACGCAACUGCGGUCCGGGAAGCUGGUAUGGCGGUUUGGGAAGCUACGCAACUGCGGUUCGGGAAGCUACGCCACUGCGGUCCGGGAAGCACAUACGACGACUCAGGACUACGCAACUGCGGCCCUGGAACUGCGGCCUGGUGGUCCGGGAAGCUACGCAACUGCGGUCCGGGAAGCUCCGGGACGUUACGGCGGUUCGGGAAGCAACGCUACUGCUGUCCGUGA
Messenger RNA from Acanthosepion pharaonis, 1431 nucleotides. The record is from the annotation of a GenBank genome assembly. NCBI's taxonomy places the organism in Eukaryota, Metazoa, Mollusca, Cephalopoda, Sepiida, Sepiidae.